CUCUCACCAGCAGAGGGCUUCUUAAAUAAGAAUUAUUUCCCUUUGUGAAGGACAGACUGCUGCCGUCGUGGGCUCAUCAAGACGCGAUGGCCCGUGAUAAUAAGUUCUGCUCAAUUUUGCUGCUUUUCUUCGUUAUUUGCGCAGUGUCAGAUGGACUACUGGUAACUCUACUCUCUUUUUCUGGUCGACCAAACGUUUGGUGGAAUGUCCCAGACAAUCACCAACUCAUGGCAGAUAUAAGGAGCAAUCUGACGGAAGCGAGGGACCAACGAGCUACUUAUACUCUAACCAUGAUACCUCCGAGGCUCGGGUACAAAGGACUCGUAAUAGGCUUUGGGGAGUUAGCAGUCGGUGCCGCAAGUAGAAAACUGCAAUUGGUUUUGCUUGACAGUAUACCAGACAACCUUUUACCAGCUGCUUAUAUCAAUAGGAUGAAGAGAGAAGUUGACGCGGUAGAACCAAAGAAGCGUUUGGUCCUUGGCUACAAUCCUUUUAUUUGGAACCUUUUCCCUAUUGUGCUUUUUAACAACUGUUACAACUAUGCCAACAAUAGAAUGACGCACACCUUUGCACAGCCUGGAAGGGGUUCGGGGGCGAUAUAUGCAGGGAUAACUGGCGCUCUGGUGGAAACAGCAGCAGUGAAUGAUGGAUUGCGAGUCAUUGCCAACCCGCAAUUGCCGGAUAAAUCGCCGGACUUUGUGGUGGCUCUUGUUGUCGAACCCAAUGUUGACUUCCACUGGUAUGUUCUGAACCAUCAUGGUCUAUGGUCUCACAAGCCUGGUCAAACGGCCGCGGUUAAUUGGGAUAAUGCUGGAGCACCGAUAAAUAAUGUUCCAGCUUGUAAUAUGGGCAACUAUCAGUUCCGCAGCUACAUGGCGACCAACUAUUUGACUACGAUCCAGUGAUCGCAAAGAGGUCGUUUCUCAUUAUAUUGUUUAACCCUGAGAAUUAAGGUAUAGCUCUGUAAAGCUAUUUCAAAUAAAAGGGUAUUGCUUCAAUCA
Molecule: messenger RNA, 1001 nt
Organism: Pocillopora verrucosa
Lineage: Eukaryota; Metazoa; Cnidaria; Anthozoa; Scleractinia; Pocilloporidae
Source: RefSeq, a predicted model, not a curated record